ACCAUUACAAUAAUGAACUACCGCGCGACUGAUCUCUGUUAAUUGUUCGGGUUAUUGCUUGUUACAUCCCUUUGUCCUGCCAUAUACAAUGUCGCUGUUUGGCGAUGACAUAGACGUGCCGACACCAAGGCAGAAAGCGACUGGCCUUUUCAGUGAAGGCAACAAUGCCGGCCAAGCGCGGACAAGCUCGAGCAUGUUCGGCGACGAUGGCAAUGCUGCUGGCGGUGACGACUCGCCUUGGGGCUUCACGCCUUCGAAGAAAGGAGCUGGACGAGGGGGGUUGGUGAAGAGCUUGUUGGCCGGGGCGAGCAUGCCGGAUAGUUAUGUGGAUGCCUUCGACGCUAUGCAGACGGGAGGGAGCGUGAGCGCGCAAGACUGCCAGAAGCUGCUCCACGAAGUCGUCUCGGGCAAUGCGGCAGAUAAGAUCUGGAACAUUGUGUCGAGUAAUGGCCAAGCAACGGAGCUGGGUCGGAACGAGUUCAACGUGCUGCUUGCCCUCAUUGGACUGUCGCAGGAAGGCGAGGAGCUGAGCUUGGACGCGGUUGAUGAGAGACGCAACAAACUUCCUCAGCCUUCCCUGCCACAGAGGAAGACCGCACAGCAGACUCAGCCGCCGCCUGCUACACCCCAGUCGCAGCCCGGCGCUGAGCAGCAAAACGGCCAUAUGCCGGAGCCAGGCUUCGGCGCCAGUGGCUUCGCCGAGAGUGAUCCAUGGGGUAGUCCGCAGAUGCACAAGGGACAUCCGCAUACGAAUGGCGCGCCGCAACGCACUACGAGCAGCUUCACCACCGGCGCCGCGGAUCCUAGUGACACCCAGCCAAGUGGGACUUUUGGGAAUGGCCAAGCGGCACAACAGGAUGGCUCCACAACGUGGGGCGGCAGUAGCAACAUCAGCAAUGAGGGUGGGUUUGGCAGCUCUAGCGCUGGCGGAGACGGCUUCGGCGAAGGCAGUGGCAGUGGACAAGGGACUGUUCGCCGACCUGCUCCACCGAGACCUACUACUUCGAAGGGACAGGAGGAGAUCGUCACCGUCAACUUGCUGGAUGAGAAAGAAGGCAUGUUCAUGUUUCAGCAUCGCAACUACGAAGUAGCGUCGGUGAGGCGGAACAGCAAGGUCAUCCGCCGAUACAGCGACUUUGUGUGGCUGCUUGAUUGCUUGCACAAGCGUUACCCGUUCCGACAGAUUCCGCUGUUGCCUCCGAAGAGAGUGGCGAUCAAUGGCAACCAUAUCGCUGCGGAUCAGACCUUUAUUGAAAAGCGGAGACGAGGGUUGGCGCGUUUUACCAACGCACUCGUGCGACAUCCGGUAUUGAGGGAGGAGCAGCUGGUUGUUAUGUUUUUGACAGUGCCGACGGAGCUCGCCGUCUGGCGCAAGCAGGCCACCAUCUCCGUCCAAGAAGAGUUCACUGGCAAACCGCUACCACCGGGCCUCGAAGACAGUUUACCACAGAACCUGCCAGACACCUCCGACACCGUACGUUCCGGUAUUCGUCGAUCGGCGGAGCUGUACAUCAACCUCUGCAACUUGACCGAGCGCCUCUGCAAGCGCAAAGAAGGCCUGGCCGGGGAGUACAGUCGCUUCGGCAUGACACUUACCAGCCUUACCGACUCGUCUGCGGACACUUACGCUAUCGAUACCAACGAUGUGCCGCUGCUCAAUGAAGGGCUCAAGGGUACCGCGAAGCACGUUUCCAUCUCACAGAAUCUGCUCGAAGACGAAUCUCGAGCUUGGGAUGAAGGCUUGCUAGAGGACCUGAAAACUAUGCGCGACGCACUUGUCAGCAUGCGUGAUAUGUUCGAUCGCCGAGAUCGGCUGGCGCGGGAUAACAUUCCGCAGCUGGAGCGAAGAAUCCAGCAGAACGAGCAGAGAUUACAGGGAAUCAAAGCCAAAGGCGACGCGGCAAAGCCUGGCGAAGCGGAGAAGGUUGAGAAUGCAAUUGUCGCAGACAAGCAAAGCAUCGUCAACCAGCACGCCCGCGGCGUCUUCAUCAAAGAAUGCGUCCGCGAUGAGAUCUCUUUCUUCAACCAUACGCAAUACUACGUCAGCCGGCUUCACCAAGACUGGGCGCAGGAGCGCGUUAAGUAUGCUGAGUUGCAAGCCGACAACUUUCGAGGCAUGGUCGACGCUGUGGAGAGUAUGCCACUGGGCGACUAAGGUCGGAAAGCAGAGUAGGAUGCUUCCUGUACAGAGUGAUGGGCAGGCGCGAGAACUUCGCUUCCUUGUGCACAGAUUGUAAUCCUUUCCGAUACCCAUUGGCAUCGUAUAUAGGCCUGUACUGGAUCUCCUGG
Baudoinia panamericana UAMH 10762 is the source of this 2289-nucleotide messenger RNA. RefSeq lists its product as uncharacterized. Gene Ontology annotation, biological process: retrograde transport, endosome to Golgi; protein targeting to vacuole. Gene Ontology annotation, cellular component: endosome. The record is from RefSeq and is a predicted model, not a curated record. Lineage: Eukaryota; Fungi; Ascomycota; Dothideomycetes; Mycosphaerellales; Teratosphaeriaceae. Gene Ontology annotation, molecular function: phosphatidylinositol-3-phosphate binding. The transcript is spliced from 3 exons. The coding region runs from base 89 to 2155 and encodes 688 amino acids.